This is a messenger RNA of Amoebophrya sp. A25, 4646 nucleotides long. Lineage: Eukaryota; Dinophyceae; Syndiniales; Amoebophryaceae. The record is from the annotation of a GenBank genome assembly.
GAAGAAAAAACUUCUGGUAGUCGAGGCUUUAGGAGAUCGAACAAAGUCGCGCGACGUCUUUCUCGCAAAUGAAGAUAGAAAAGACGAGGAUUUCCGCUGUCGCAUUGCCCUCAUUGGAGAAUUUCUUUUUCAAACACACACUUAUGGCUCAACACGUCGCUAACUUAUUUCCAGCAACAUCAUGUCUAAGUUUCUUCUGAUUAACUAAUAUGCUGACGAUGAUCAGCGAGUGCCUCGAGUCCAUUUAGAGGGAUGUUGCUAACCGUUAUAAAGUAUGAUGAUGUUUCUCUUGAGUGAACCGCCUCCCUCGCUGUUUUUUCUGGAUAGUACUGUGAUGGGAUGCGCACCGGACCGGUUCCGGUUCUUUACCUCUAGGCUUAGACUUCACUCAUUUCGAGCACUGCUCUCUCCGCUUCAAAGCAUAUUAUGACGCAAGGCAAGUGCAAGCAAAUGAAUAGGAAAUAAAUUAACUUAACGAAUUUGGCAUUUCUAAGAGCAAAGUGUUAAAGCAGAGCUUCCUAAUCCGAAAAGGCAAAACCCUGACUUCUUUCGAAAGUUUCCGGUAAAGCAUGGUACUACUACAAAACUAUUUAAAACAAAAGAAUAUUUGAGUGGUUAAUGGUGACCAGGUUGAUAAGCAUGGUGUGACUCCGGCACUGUAGUUCCAAUGUUUCAGGGGUGAAUCAUAGAUGAGGCCACCAUGAUUCUUUAAGGUAUUUGUCGUUAACGGGUAAUUAAUGUCAGUAGCUCUGUAAAUUUUCCUCGCUUGAUCAUUUAAAAAUGUCAUGUUUUGGAGUGAAAAUAUAUGUCAAUCACUCGUUCAGGCUAUUGCGUGCGUCCGUACUUUGUUCCGGUUUCGGGGAGGACCUGGAGAGACGGUAAGUGUCCCCAUUAUUAUUCGGAGGACCCCCGCGAUAAGCAGUUGGAGAGAUUGGCGAAGCUUCUGCGUGAAUCGAACAAAAUCGGUAAAUAUCUUGGUCUACUGUUAUGAAAUCACAACUAUCAACACCAAAACCAACGAACUUAAGUAAACAUUCAACGUUUUUAAAUCAUUCAUACUGAUAAUUUCCUCUAAAAAGUACAAUUGAUUGAGUAUAGUACCGAUCUCAUCACCUAUUGAGUGGUUCAUCCUUCGGUAGAGAAAUAAAAAGUCCUAUGAUCAUCGCUUUUCUUAAAACAUGAGUUGAAGGCCGCGCUCAAUUGCAAACAACUUCAUUACAGAUAGGUAAUUAAUGUAGUCGCUGGCGCUCUUCUUCUUGUUGAGAGUUCCAUGGUUCUGAUUCUAAUUCUGUCGCCGGAGUGGAGUUACUACUUUUACGGAGAUGACGCGUUGGUGCCCCAGACGCAAUGGCAUAGAAUGUUUCGGGCGAAUUUUUUCGAGCUAGUUCACUACUGGACUCAGCAUUCUGACGGUUCCAGUUAUCUUAUGAGACCAAAUAUAGAAGUAUAGCUACAGGCUUCCAUCCACAGGUGGAGGGUGAGUCAGUUUUCCUCCUAUGCUGGACGUUCUUUCAUAAGUUGUAGUUGCUCUUCGUUUUCGUAGAUGAUGAUGGGUCACUUCUUGUACUUUCCUUCAUCGAUCAAUGUUGGACAUGGCGUAAUGACGAAGGAUAUUUGACAAAUAUAGGUAGGCGUCGUAAAGAUAUCAAGCCUCUUCUAAUGGAUUCUGGACUUACGAAAAUUUCCGCUGGAUCUGGUUGCAGCACCACGCUACGAGGCUAUAUGAUCUUAAAUAUUGGGCAAUGAAACUGAAGGUCGAUAGACGCACAGGAGGCUAUCAUCGUUUUUAUCGUUGUCUUUGCAAUGGCCAUGCCGGGACGCCGCAGCUAAUCUUAAGGAAAAAGAUUCCUGAUAAUGAUAAAGAUAAAAAUCAUGUCAAUAUAUAAUUCAAAUUUGAAAUUUAGAUGAAGUCCUAGAUCAAGCUUAUAGCUAAUAGAGAGGCAACAUUUGCUGUAGGAUACAGGUCGAACUGUGAACGGCGAAUCAAGUGCUAUCCUAUCCUACAGACUCCUGUCGUCAAACUCAAAGUCAAGGGGGCAUCUCGUUUGAUGCAAGACGUUGCUUUGAAUCUUUGAGUUUAGCUGUCUAUCUUUUCUAAUGAUUGACCACGUGGACGCGGACCCCGGGAGGAGCCUUGAAUUUUUUGGGGAGAUGGAAAAGAGAAGCCUGUUGUUGAGACUACGAGACAGCCUGUUUCCCAAAGAAUCCAGAGAGGAGAGGGACAAGAAAGACGAUAUUUUCCCGAUCCGAUUUCGUACAAGACGCGACAAGGAGACUUGCAAGAUGUACACUUUUAAGAAUGAGAUGAAUCAUGAAUAUUGUUUUCACCUUCUUUGUAGGAUCGAUAGGUACACAGAUACAGAAGGUGCUCCCUAUUGUUGAUAUCAAUCAUUCAUAGAAAAUACUUAUAUAUAAUAUUUGAAUUUAUCCAGAAGUUACUCAUAGUCUUAGUUACAGUCUUCAUCAUGGAGCCAGUUCGUGCAAACAUCGGCCCAAGCAUUGAAAUCUUUCGAUGCCCCACGAAUAGGUGUACACGCGAUGAAUCAUACACAUACUAAAAAAAGGAUUGGCUAUCCUUUUAUCUCAUCACUUGAGAAUAAGAUGAUGCAAAUAUCAAUAUCAAUGAGAGCAAUUAUAAGAGAGCCAAUUUAGUUUCAAUGGCUGGGCAUUGAUUGCCAUCACUCUACUUGCUCAUUGCCAAAGUAAGGAGAGUUGCGGAAAAACAAAAACUACAUUUGCUAGUCUAGUACCCUCACGGCCACUACUGGCGCUGGCCAAACUCUACUGGUAGGAACAUUGCUGGAAUAGAAGAACUUGAACUCGAUUUCAUCUUAUCAUUGCUUUUAUUUACAGUUGCAUGAAUAUAUUUAUAAGUACAGGCUAGACGCCCGGGGGGCGCUUGGUGACGGAUGUGCCAAGGGGUGACGUUGCCGGGGGCGCUGCAGCUGGCUGCGGGGGGCCCUGAGCUGAGGGAACGGGCUUGCGAGUGAGUGGGCGGGAAGUUGUAGCGUAGGCGGGGAUCCUUUUCCAACCAUAGUCUUCGUUGUCAGGGUUGGCUGAUAGGCCAGACGCACGGGGAGCGAGCACUCUCUUGGGCGUAAUAGAUACGCCCAGGGGUCGCGACGCCGACGUCGCUGGCGGAGCUGCAGCUGCUUCGCUGCUUGGGCGGCCUGAGGGCACUGGGCCAGGGCCGCGAGUGAGCGCGUCGGCCCGGAGGCUCGGCGUAGCAGUCGGAGCUGGGGUUGGCGGAUUGCCCUUCUGAGGUGCCUCCCCGAAAUACCGAGCUGGAGGCGUGUAUACUCUGACAGAUGAGAGGCGCCUGAGGGGCGCCUCGCAAAAUUUUAACGCAUGUAGUGCAUGGGGCACCUGCUCCAUGCUACUCCAUGUGUUUCAUGCACUCCAUGCCAUGCGCCCGGCGAAGCCUUAUAUAGAAUGAUUUAUUAUAAACAGUCUCUACUUUUUCUAAUCCAACCUACUGGAGGAGCAUGCAAAGCAAAGGACCGUCGCUACGCGAAAGUGGAAGCGACAAGGACUUCCUUUCUCGGAGACGGAUGCAGUGUGAGUCGGACGGCGAUAGCGUAUCUGAGUGUGACGAGGGUGGUAGUGAUUUUGAUGAAUGCUCUGAGCAGGAGGGCGAAGGCUCUGAGCAGGAAGGCGAAGGCUCUGAGCAAGAAGGCGAAGGCUCUGAGCAGGAAGGCGAAGGCUCUGAUGAGGAAGGCGAAUGCUCUGAGGAGGAAGGCGAUGGCUCUGAGCAGGAGGACGAAGAGGGGCGGGGAGACAAUGCCUGUGCUGACGAUGACCAAAACGACGACGACAGCACUUUAUGGCAGCUGAAGGAGAAAGAGAAAAUCAUAUCUCGCACCCUGAUCCAAUACGCGUUUGCAGGAACAGUUCCAUAUUAUGAGUCGCCACCCGAACGAGGAGACGAAGACUUGUAGCUACCCAGACCACUGAGCAAAGCACUGUGCAAAGCAGUCUGUGCACACCUUUUGUCGUCGUCGUCGUCGUCGUCAUCGGCCAACCUGCGGCCUUGCCUUACGGACAAAUAUGCCAGCACUUUCCGGAAGUUCCUUCCCCUUGUCGUGAUACUAAAAGACGCGUGUAGGGACUUGCAGUAGAUUGAAUUGGCAUGAUCAGACCACGAGACAAAGCUGGGAUCACUUUUGUGUUUACGUAUUUAUCGAGCUGUGAAACCUUAUAGAUUGCUCUGAUAUAUUUUUAUAUGUUUAAUAAUAUCAAAUUAUGAGGUAAGUAUAAAUACCUCAACAUGUUUUUACACGAGGAGUAAACACAAAAAUGACAACAAUGUAUUCUCGCUUUCAUAACUGGGAAAAUAGGGACUCAGUCGGAGAUUGUUGUGAGAAGCGCUAGAGCUGUGACAGAAGAAUGGGAAAUACAAGUCGAAUAUGCAUCUACAUUCUAGUAGCACAUUUCUAUAAGGUUCACAAGGACACAAGCAUAAGCAAUUUCACCCGCCUACUUCGCACAAUUGUAUUUUUACGCCCCAGAGGACUAUUUCCUCCAUAAUUCCUUCUCGGCUUAGAUAUAUUUAGCCUUCACUUUUCGUACUAUUUCGCUUCGCCAUACGUUUGUGCGAUAGAAGAGGAAAGGCAUGGCUUGUUUCCCCUUGCUCAAGUGACUGGUUC